Folsomia candida is the source of this 1837-nucleotide messenger RNA. RefSeq lists its product as uncharacterized. Bases 55 to 1746 code for a protein of 563 amino acids. Lineage: Eukaryota; Metazoa; Arthropoda; Collembola; Entomobryomorpha; Isotomidae. The record is from RefSeq and is a predicted model, not a curated record. The transcript has 5 exons.
UCAUGUUCAUUUCCAUUCUUAAACCCACCGUAUAAUAAAAUACUUGCUUUAAUAAUGGCCUAUCAAUUAUUUUUAUUGAUCGUCAUCUUACCAACUGCUUGUCUCGCAUCUUUACCAGAUUUUGUCCAAGAUGAUGGAAUCAGUAAGGACUUGACAGUCUGUGGCGGUACGAUAGAGUCCGACUCUGGCGUCAUCACUUACUCUGGAUCCCCCACCUUAAGUCGUGGCGAUGAAUGCGUUUGGGUUAUCCAUCUCCAGGCCAGGAUGUGGUUCUCCUUUAACUUUUCCAAAUUUGACAUCAACUCUGGCUUCCUGGACUGUCGAGAUGGUGGUGUUAGAAUUUACGCGUUGACCAAUCUAGUAGGGCCGGAUGAGUCGCAGAGAUAUUCAUUUUGCUAUAAUGACCCACCUCCUGAAGAAUUCUUUCUCGGGCAUACCAUUGCCGUCGUAAUUUUGCACAUUGGAUCACAAAAUUUGUCUCCGGGGUCGGGCUUUGAACUAAAUUGGUCUGGCAGAUCGAUUGAUCCAUUACGGACCAAACACGCGUCGGCAUACUCCACACUUCCAGAGGGAAUUGUUAAGUAUCCGGUGACCGGAACGUAUCCCACCAGCGUGGCCGCGACAUGGUUGUUCAAACCGGUGUCAAACGUUGAUCUGUCCAUUAGUAAGAUCGGGUUAGAGGAAUGUUCCCUAGAUGGGGGUGAAGAUCGAUGUGCGUGUGAUGCAUUAAUUUUGUAUCAAAUUGGGACAUCUGGACAGUUAAACGAGACCAAGAGAAUGUGUGGGGAGGAGGCGAGCGUGGACUUUUCCAAUUUAAAGGGAACGUUUUUACUCGCUUUCUUCACCGAUUUGGAAGAUUUACGGGGUGGGACUGGAUUUACGGCGAGGUAUUAUCCAAAUCAAAAUAUUACACCGGCCACCCAGUCGCCAACUACUACAAGCGAAUCAGAAACUACUCGAACAACUAAUACAGUGACAUCUACAGUCAAACCUGGACACAGAUGUGGCGGGAUGUUGCAAGGUACCCCGACAUGGCAAGCUAUUAAUUAUAAACCACAUAAUGGUCAUGGUCCUCAUGAGCGUUGUACGUGGACAAUUGAUGGCAGAAACCAUACAACGUUUUCGUUCAAGCUUUUACAGCCCGUGUUCGAUAGGCUGGCCUUUGCUUUUGUGACCAGUUUCACGAAUGCGGAUGUUCCUUUAAUGGCAAAUCACAGAAUAAGCUCGUCAAACACCACCUUUGAAAGCACUGUUCCUGGGUCACUUGCAAUUAUUACGUUUGCAACGGGAAAUGAAUCAAAUUAUGGCGGGCUAUAUCUUUAUUUCCGCUCAGUUGGACCCACGCCAGACAACACAACACGUUCUUCUCGAGAUGAUAGUGUCCUCGUGGCCGAGCAGGAACUUAUCAUGCAUCCAGUGGAACCCGGGUAUUAUAAGAACUAUGAAUUAUCAAGUUUUCUCGUGAACAAGCCGAACUAUCAGUUUAACGGGGAAUCCCUGAGGUACAAUUUUCACGAAAAGAAACAAGGAUCCAUAAAUGAUAAUGAUUUCGUCGAAGCGUAUCAGUUCCAUUACCCAGGCGGAUGGACGCACUACAGGCGACUCACCACCAAUAACGGAAUAUUCGAACACGACGAUAUAGUUUUAUUCAUAUUCGUCUCUAAUUAUAUUAACCCAGGAACCGGGUUUAUUAUUGAUGUUACGCGUCGUAUAAAUUCCACGACAGGAAGUGUGGAAAUAAAGUAAUGUCCGGUCCAUAUAGAAAAUUGGUAGUUAUUCAUUUGAAAUAAUUGGAAGAGUUUAAAUAAAGUAUUCCAGUUUGGCAAUGUAUUCUUCA